UGGGCCUGUCCUGGGUACAGGACAUCCCGGAUGAGGACGACGAGGACCUCAACCAGCAGCGCCGCCGGCGUCGCUCGGGAGGGCACAGCGGCGAGUGCUUCGUAGUUGACCCCGCGGCCGAGAUGCGAGCCAACGCCGUGCGCUGGAACCCCUGCGAGGGGACGCAUGGUGUCGUGUGCGAGAUGGACAUGGGCCAGUUUCAGGCCCUUUGCGAUGGCCCCGGUCCGUUGGAGAAUGGCACAGCCGAGGUGAUGAACCAAGUAGUCGCGGGAAAAAUGCUGGAAGGCACGCAGAUUGCGUACCGCUGCGCCGAGCUGCACUACCUGGUCGGUGAGAGCCGCAUCACCUGCCUCCGGAACCGGACGUGGACAGCACCCAAGCCACGAUGCAUGAAACUGACAACGUGUCUGGAGCCGCCUGUACCUCCAUACGGGGAAGUGGAGUACGUAUACGAAGGUGGCAGUGGACUCAAGACCGGACGACAACGGCUUCGACUAACGCUGAUCACCCUUGACCCAUCUUCAGCGGUGCAACUUCCCAAAGGCCACUAUCGAGUUGGCACCCGCGCCACAUUCUCGUGCGUCAACCGCUUCUACUCUCUGGUUGGAUCCGAGGUGCGCAGGUGUCUGCCUGAUGGAACUUGGACUGGGAGGACCGCCACCUGCAUACCAGUGUGCGGCCGCUCCGACUCGCCGCGUUCGCCGUUCAUCUAUCACGGGAACGUGAGCGAGGCCGGCCAGUGGCCCUGGCAGGUGGGUCUGUCCAUGUGGUCCCAACACGAGAAAGCCUGGGACCUGCAGUGCGGUGGCACGCUGCUCUCCGAGAGCUGGGUGGUCACGGCGGCGCACUGCGUGGCCAGGGACCGCCGCGGUAACCUGCACGCGCCCAAGGAUAUGCGCAUCUACAUGGGCAAGUACCACCGAGACGACGCCCUGGACGACGCCUUCGUCCAAGUGCGCACGCCUCAGGAGAUUCACGUGCACGACGAUUACGACCCGGUCAAGUACGACGCGGAUAUCGCCAUGGUGCUGCUCGAUCGGCCGGUGGAGCUGAGCAGUCGGGUGCAACCCAUAUGCCUGUCCAGCGAGAGGACAUCGCAGACAAACAUCGUCGAUGGCCACCGGCACAAUUCCAACUUCGCAUACGCAGUUAGCAUUGCUACCGGAUGGGGCCAGACCGAGAAUCGGAGCUACGCCGACGUCCUGCGACAGGCCGUGAUUCCCGUAGUGUCGGCGCAGGAGUGCGAGCGCGCCUACCGCGAGGGCCGCUUUCCCUUGACAGUCACGUCCAACAUGUUCUGCGGCGGUUACGUCAAGGGACGGAUCGACGCCUGCACUGGAGACAGCGGCGGGCCCUUCGUCUUCGUCGACGAGUCGGUGGUCGACAAGCGUGUCUGGGUGCUGGAAGGCAUCGUCAGCUGGGGAGGACCCCGAGGCUGCGGGGCACCCAACCACUUCGGCGGAUACACCAAGGUUGCAGCGUUCAUCGAAUGGAUACGACAGUUCGUAAAGCCUUGUACUACAAAGCCAAGCAGCUGA
Molecule: messenger RNA, 1538 nt
Organism: Rhipicephalus sanguineus (brown dog tick)
Lineage: Eukaryota; Metazoa; Arthropoda; Arachnida; Ixodida; Ixodidae
Product: clotting factor C-like
Exons: 8
Coding region: 123-1538 (471 amino acids)
Biological process (GO): proteolysis
Molecular function (GO): serine-type endopeptidase activity
Source: RefSeq, a predicted model, not a curated record